CUGAUAUGCAGUUCGUGGUUGGCGAAAGGCAGACGGUUUCUAUUAAAAAUAUUCAGUAUCCGUAUCACAAACCCACUGUUUAUCACAGUCUGGUGUUUAAAUAUCGGAGAUGACCCGGGUGGCUGUGCCCUGGAUUCUCUGCUGGGUUCAUGCAGCUGCCGCAGGAACUCACUCACUGCAGUAUUUUGCAGUGGCGACAUCAGAAGGGACCAAGACACCAGCGUAUGUAACUGUGAAUAUGGUGGAUGAUGUGCAAUACUCGUACUAUGACAGCACCAUGGAAAAACCUGUCCUCCUGCUCGACUGGAUGAAUAAGACUAUGGGUCGUGAGUUCUGGGAUAUACGUAUUCGGUAUAUUCUGCAUGGUCAUGAUAUCAUGAAAUGGAGUUUGAGAAAUACAAUCCAGCACUUUAAUCAUACUGGAGUUCACACUUAUCAGCAUGCGGGUGGCUGUGAGCUGGAUGAUGAUGGGACCAGGCGGGCAUAUUUGUAUCAUGCGUAUGAUGGGAAGGAUUUUGUUAGUCUUGAUGUAGAUACCAUGACCUGGACCGCUGCUGUGCCACAGGCUGUCUUCUAUAAACACAAGCGGGAAGCUGACACAGCCUUGCAACAGAUCACUUUGGACUAUCAUAGACAGGACUGUUUCCUGUUGCUGGAGUGGUGCCUCCAGUAUGGGAAGGACACCCUGCAGAGGAAAGCGGCGUGCGCCUAG
Polyodon spathula (Mississippi paddlefish) is the source of this 712-nucleotide messenger RNA. RefSeq names its product major histocompatibility complex class I-related gene protein-like. The transcript has 4 exons. Bases 110 to 712 code for a protein of 200 amino acids. The record is from RefSeq and is a predicted model, not a curated record. Gene Ontology annotation, cellular component: external side of plasma membrane. Gene Ontology annotation, biological process: immune response. Lineage: Eukaryota; Metazoa; Chordata; Actinopteri; Acipenseriformes; Polyodontidae.